This is a messenger RNA of Phasianus colchicus (ring-necked pheasant), 2499 nucleotides long. RefSeq names its product tripartite motif containing 32 (gene TRIM32). The record is from RefSeq and is a predicted model, not a curated record. Lineage: Eukaryota; Metazoa; Chordata; Aves; Galliformes; Phasianidae. Gene Ontology annotation, cellular component: cytoplasm. Gene Ontology annotation, molecular function: zinc ion binding; protein binding.
CGGCGCGGGGCAUGCCGGGGAGCGGCGCGCGGCCCGGGAGCGGCGAGCAGAAUUGGAGCACCUUGGAAUACAUGCAGGUACCAGAUUCUGCACUGGCUAAAGCUGUAGAAAGCCAUGGCUUCUGCCCCUCAGCUCAACUCGGAUGCACUCCGAGAGGUCCUGGAGUGCCCCAUUUGCAUGGAGUCCUUUACUGAGGAGCACCUGAGACCCAAGCUCUUACACUGUGGGCACACCAUCUGCAAACAGUGCUUGGAGAAGCUCCUAGCAACCAGCAUUAACGGGAUACGCUGCCCUUUCUGCAGCAAAAUCACUCGGAUCAAAACCUUAGCUCAGCUUACUGACAAUCUUACUGUACUGAAGAUCAUAGACACCACAGGGCUGGGGGAAGUGGUUGGUCUCCUCAUGUGCAAAGUCUGUGGGAGAAGGUUGCCAAGACACUUUUGCAAGAGUUGUGGCUUGGUUUUAUGUGAGCCGUGCAAGGAGACAUCGCACAUGCCCCAAGGGCAUAAUGUCAUUGCUAUCAAAGAGGCUGCUGAAGAGCGUAGGAGGGAAUUUGGGACAAGGCUUGCCAGACUUCGGGAGCUCAUGGAUGAUCUGCAGAAAAGAAAAGCAUCUCUGGAAAGUGUUUCUAGUGAUCUGCAAUCUAGAUACAGAGCAGUUCUGCAAGAUUACAGCAAAGAAGAGCGCAAGAUCCAAGAAGAACUGGCCAGGUCACGCAAGUUCUUCACCACUUCUUUGUCUGAAGUGGAGAAGGUAAAUAAUCAGGUAAUGGAGGAACAAGCUUAUCUGCUGAACUUAGCAGAAGUGCAGAUAUUGUCUCGCUGUGAUUAUUUCCUUGCCAAAAUAAAGCAAGGAGAUAUAGCUCUCUUGGAGGAUGCAGCAGACGAGGAAGAACCAGAACUGACAAACAAUCUCCCAGGAGAGCUGAUACUUCACGAGGUUGAACUCCUCAAAGUGAGCCAUGUGGGACCACUGCAGAUUGGGCAGGUGGUGAAGAAACCCCGGACUGUUAACUUGGAAGAAUCGCUUAUGGAAACUGCAGCAUCCUCAUCGGCAUCAUUUAGAGAGCCUGACUUGGUGCAAGAAGAAGCCAGCUGCACGCCAAAUUCCUCCCCAGCCAAGCCGAGGAUGCCCGAAGCAGCUGCAAGCAUCCAGCACUGUUACUUCAUCAAGAAGAUGGGCUCCAAGGGAAGCCUGCCAGGGAUGUUCAAUCUGCCCGUCAGUCUGUAUGUCACUCUCCAAGGAGAGGUGCUUGUGGCAGACCGAGGCAAUUUUCGAAUCCAGGUUUUCACCCGCAAGGGCUUCCUGAAGGAGAUCCGCCGGAGCCCUAGCGGAAUCGAUAGCUUUGUACUGAGCUUCCUUGGAGCAGACUUGCCCAAUUUGACUCCCCUUUCUGUCACCAUGAAUUGCCAUGGCCUGAUAGGUGUGACCGACAGCUACGAUAACUCUGUCAAGGUGUACACCAUGGAUGGCCACUGUGUGGCAUGUCACAGGAGCCAGCUAAGCAAGCCCUGGGGCAUCGCAGCUCUGCCCUCUGGGCAGUUUGUGGUGACUGAUGUGGAAGGAGGGAAGCUGUGGUGCUUCACUGUGGACCGUGGCGUGGGGGUGGUGAAGUACACCUGCUUGUGUAGUGCAGUGCGCCCCAAGUUUGUCACCUGUGAUGCUGAAGGGACCAUAUACUUCACUCAGGGGCUGGGGCUCAACUUGGAAAACCGGCAGUACGAACACCACUUAGAAGGAGGCUUUUCAAUCGGCUCUGUUGGCCCAGACGGGCAGCUGGGACGCCAGAUUAGCCAUUUCUUCUCUGAGAAUGAGGAUUUCAGGUGCAUUGCUGGGAUGUGUGUAGAUGCCAGGGGAGACCUCAUCGUUGCUGACAGCAGCCGUAAAGAAAUCCUACAUUUUCCUAAAGGAGGAGGCUAUAAUAUCUUAAUCCGGGAAGGACUCACCUGCCCGGUUGGUAUUGCCAUUACUCCCAAAGGGCAGCUGUUGGUGCUGGACUGUUGGGAUCAUUGCAUUAAGAUCUACAGUUACCAUCUGAGAAGAUAUUCCACACCUUAAAGGCAUUUCUCUGGGGAAAGCCCCUGUCUUUAGCAGCCGUUCUUCCAGCCUCACUGCAAUCUGACAGGAACCAGUGUCAAACACUGAAAAACUGCACCACAGCCCAACGGGGUUUGGCAUGGAGGCCAUCACGUUUUUUGUUCAGGAACAAAAUAACUAACGUGGUGGUGGUCUGCAUUUUCUCUUUUCGAAUCUGUACAAUAGAAAAGAAGAGCACGAAGGAAGAGAUCCUUCUGGAAUAUUGGUUUUUUGCUAAAUGACCAGUCGCUCCUUAACCCUUCUCACCUCCUUAUUCUGCAUUGACGACGUCUUCAACCACUGUACCUUUCUUUGUGCCAUAAACACUGACUGACUGCCCUAAAUCACCUUCCUUUAGGGGACUAGAGAGGCAAUCCUCUCUCGCCAUGGUACUCGUGAGGAACUCAGUAGCAGUUGUCUGGG